Manacus vitellinus (golden-collared manakin) is the source of this 4271-nucleotide messenger RNA. It is a transcript of the gene FCHSD2, whose product is annotated as FCH and double SH3 domains 2. Gene Ontology annotation, molecular function: protein binding. Gene Ontology annotation, cellular component: recycling endosome; neuromuscular junction. Gene Ontology annotation, biological process: regulation of actin filament polymerization; neuromuscular synaptic transmission. The record is from RefSeq and is a predicted model, not a curated record. Bases 39 to 2066 code for a protein of 675 amino acids. The transcript has 19 exons. NCBI's taxonomy places the organism in Eukaryota, Metazoa, Chordata, Aves, Passeriformes, Pipridae.
AAGUCACGCAAGAGCUAAAAAACAUUCAGGUUGAGCAGAUGACAAAACUUCAGGCCAAGCACCAAGCAGAAUGUGAGCUCCUUGAAGACAUCAGAGCCUUCAGUCAGAAAAGAGCUGCAAUCGAGAAGGAAUAUGCACAGAGCAUCCAGAAGCUGGCCAGUCAGUACUUAAAGAAGGACUGGCUUGGGAUAAAAGCUGAUGAACGAAGUGAUUAUAGGAGCAUGUAUUCCGUGUGGAAAUCCCUUUUGGAAGGCACCAUGCAGGUGGCCCAGUCCCGGCUCAAUAUCUGUGAGAACUAUAAAAACUUAAUUUCAGAGCCAGCCAGGAGCGUCCGGUGCUUCAAGGAACAGCAGCUGAAAAAGUGCGUGGAGCAGCUGACAAGGAUCCAAACUGAACUCCAGGAGACAGUGAAAGAUUUAGCUAAAGGCAAAAAGAAAUAUUUUGAGACUGAACAGAUGGCUCAGGCCGUGCGGGACAAAGCUGAUAUUGAGGCCAAGUCCAAACUUAGUCUUUUCCAGUCAAGAAUAAGCUUACAGAAGGCAAGUGUGAAGUUGAAAGCCCGUCGAUCCGAGUGUAAUUCCAAGGCCAUCCAUGCCAGGAAUGAUUAUCUCCUCACUUUAGCAGCUGCCAAUGCACACCAAGAUCGUUACUAUCAAACAGACUUAGUGAACAUUAUGAAGGCCCUUGAUGGAAAUAUAUAUGAUCACCUUAAGGAUUAUUUAAUGGCAUUCAGCAGGACUGAACUAGAGACGUGCCAAGCUGUACAAAACACAUUCCAGUUUUUACUGGAGACUUCCAGCAGGGUGGUGCGGGAUUACAACCUCCAGCUGUUCCUGCAGGAGAAUUCCGUGUUCCACAAACCUCAGCCUUUCCAGUUCCAGCCGAGUGACAGUGACACUAGUUUUAAUGCAGUUCAGCUGGUGGAGAUUGAGCCCUCACCUGUCAGUGCUAUGAGAAUGACCAUAGCAGAGAGUCGACAACUGGAAUCGGAAACUGGAACGACUGAGGAGCACAGUCUGAACAAGGAGGCUCGGAAAUGGGCCACCAGGGUGGCCAGGGAACACAAAAACAUUGUCCACAGCCAGAGGACCCUGGAGGAGCUGGAAUGCCACGGGCCCGUGAUGUCCGAGCAGAGCCGAGCGGAACUGGAGCAGAAAAUAGACGAAGCCAGAGAGAGCAUCCGCAAGGCUGAGGAAUCAACUGGAUUUGAUUGUUCUUUUCUCACUGAUACCUCUCAGCUGGAAUUUAAUGGCAUUAACAAAUGCAAUUUGUUGGAACAGAUCAAUGCUGAUGCAGAAAAGGAGGAAGGGGAAGAGUUUGAGGACAGCAUGGACGUGUUUGAUGACAGCAGUUCCAGUCCUUCGGGCACCCUCAGAAAUUACCCCCUCACCUGCAAAGUUGUUUAUUCCUAUAAGGCUUCCCAACCGGAUGAAUUGACCAUAGAGGAGCACGAGGUGUUGGAGGUCAUUGAGGAUGGAGACAUGGAAGACUGGGUAAAGGCACGGAAUAAGGCGGGUCAGGUGGGAUAUGUCCCGGAGAAGUACCUGCAAUUCCCAACUUCCAGCAGCCUCCUGAGCAUGCUCCAGUCCCUGGCGGCGCUGGACAGUCGAUCCCACACCUCCAACAACUCCACGGAGGUGGAUUUAGUCUCAGGAAGCCUCAAUGGAGACUCCAGUGGUAAAUACCAGGAUGGUGACCCCCCCACACACUUCCCAGAAAUUCCCAGGGGAAGGGUUUUUUGCAGCCCCUUGGAUGUUUUUCCCCCACAGGUUUCUCCAACUCCGAAGCCCAACAACAUCCUCCCACCACUCCCGUUGUACGACCAACCUCCCACCAGUCCCUAUCCCAGCCCGGAUAAAAGAGGCUCCCAGUUCUUCCCGAGGUCUCCAUCGACUAAUGAAAACAGCUUCGGAUCCGAGUGCCCCGGGUUCUCCCAACCGCCGCGGAUUCCCGCCGAAACUUCCUACGGAAAACUGCGACCUGUGCGAGCAGCUCCUCCACCCCCCACCCAGCACCACCGCCGGCCCCCGGAGAAGAUCGAGGACGUGGAGAUCACCCUGGUGUGACCGGGGGGGCUGAGCAGGAGGGCUACAAUCAAGACCAAACCCAGCAUUUGGUCCCUCUCCCAUUUUUAGGCACCUUUGCAUGAAGAAGACUUUGGAAUAGAGCGGGACACCGGGAGGGUUGGAUUUCGGCGGAUCCCUUCCCGCGGCCGUGAAGAUUUUUGUGCCUUUUUUUGUUUGUUUUUUGGUUUCUUUCCAUCGGUUUUGGCCUCUCUUAGCACAAAGCAAGCCCAGCAGAGGAUUUGCCUUGGAGCAGGCUUUUCCUCCUGGCUGAAGAUGCUCCGUUUUUUUCCCAAGGAGACUGAGGAAUGAGCCUCCUUCCUGCAGCUUAGUCAUAGCACCCUUUGCUCCCGUGCAUUAGUACAGUAUAUUACUGUUGCCAUAGGAAUGUGCUGAACAUUGUGGAUCCUUCCAGUAGCAUUGGAUUGUCUGAUCAGGUGUUAAAUCAGAUCCCGCGGAAUGAAAAAAGGGAACGGGAAGAUAAGUCAAAAGGAGAGGCUGGCUCCUCUUUCACCCCCCUGCAGAAAGGAAGAAACAGGAAAAGAAGCUCCUGGAGGAGCAAAAGACCACGGGGGGGUUCAUUCCCCUCGUCAGGAAUCAUCAGCUGGACCCUUCUGCUCCUUGGAUUCCUAUUUACACAGGACUUUUUAGUCCCAGAGGAUCUACUCUGGAGGUGCUGAAUCAGUAGCAACAUCUUGUUCCGUAGCAUAAACCAGAAAAGUAAGUGAGGUUUUGUCUAGAUCUGCAAAUCGAGCUGCUUUAUUUUUUGUUUUCUUAGCAGGUUUUUGGGGAUUUGGGUUUGUUGUUGUUGUUGUUUUUUUUUUUUUUAAAGUGUUUGGGUCAUUCCUACCCCAGUUAUUGCUGUGUGCUUAAUUAUCCAACGUUAGCAGAUAUCUUUGUCAUCCAACCACCUGGCUUGAGUUAGAGGUUCCAUUUUAAGAGUAUUUACAUGCAUUUAGUUGUUGCAUUGGAUGGUCCUGUAGUGUUUUCCCAGUGAAUCCCAUCAACCAGCCAAAGCCAGGGAGCCUGGAGCUCCCUGUGAUGCCUUUACACCACCUUGGUGCCCAAGAUCUGCUCUCCAGUUCCUCUCAGGAGAGAAGCAGAGAGGAGAAGAAUUGCAAAUUUCCCACUGGAGAUCUCUGAAAAAGGGAGCUUUGCUUUUGCUGUGCUUUGAAAGAAAAGGGUUCUGAGGUCGGAGGUGGAGAGGGAAAAACUGGCUGAGAACAGGUUUUUUUUGGGUCCUGGCUGAAUUAUUGUCAGCAAUCUCCAUCAGAGGGAGGAUCAGAGGCAUCCCUAGGUUGGGUUUUGAGCUGUUUCUGUGGGUUCUCUUGUGUCUUCAUGGGUUUUUGUUCAAAGCCAGUGAGUUUUCUACCUUUAGUUUACUAACAAGGGCUAUUUUUUCAGGCUGCAUUUACAAAAAAAAAAAAAAGAAAAGAAAAAAAACACAAAAAACAACUCAUCUUAGGAGAUUCUUUCAUAAACUUUGCACAUACCUGUAAAUCCCAACCCAAGUUGGGUCUCUGAGACAUCUGUGCUUUCCAGUCUCCUUUCCCAGUGGGAUCCUUAACCAAGAGUGGGGCUGUUUGAAGACAACAACUCAUGGAUCAGUUCUGAAAUCAGGGACUGUCCAAUGAAGUCUUUUUUUCCAUAUUUUUUCCUUUCUUUUGCACCUCUUGUCCUGUUGAUCUGUUUGAGGUCUUUUUAUGUGUUUAUCAAACUUAUUCUUAAGUUUAAAAAAGAAAAGUUUUUAAAAAAGAAGAUUUAACUGCAAAUAUUUUGAGAUCUUCACAACGCAGAAGAAAACCAAGUGUUGCCAUAAACCUUCAUUUUUAAUUCCUUUGGCCAGUUUUUUCUGUGUCCUUCAUACCCGGACUUUGGGAAAAAAAAAUUCAGAAAGUUUUAUUUAAAAGUCUCUUUAGUUGUAUUUUAAAAUAUUUUCUGUAAGAGCUGCUAAUUUUAUUUAAAAUACAAAAGUGAAAAAAGCUACAAAAAAAAUGUAAAAAAAAAAAAAAAGGAAGAAAAGCUGUAAAAAGAUGCAAAAAGAUGCCUCCUUUUUAACUAUGAUUUCUUCAUACAGGGCAUGUAUCGGCCAUCGCAUCGUGUACAGUGUCAGUACACUGAAAGCAUCAGUUGCUUUCUUUAUAUUGGCUGUAAAAAGUUUGUAUUUAUUAUGUAUAAAAAGUUGAAUAAUAAAAAAGUGGAACUAAA